Molecule: messenger RNA, 2569 nt
Organism: Cebus imitator (Panamanian white-faced capuchin)
Lineage: Eukaryota; Metazoa; Chordata; Mammalia; Primates; Cebidae
Gene: EMCN
Product: endomucin
Exons: 12
Coding region: 177-959 (260 amino acids)
Source: RefSeq, a predicted model, not a curated record
AGCGUGUGUAUUUCCUCCCGUUCUUUAUCAGAGCCCCCAAAAUAAGUAGGAAUGGGCAGUGGCUAUUCACAUUCAAUACACCUUUUCCAUUUGCUAAUAAGGCCCUGCCAGGCUGGGAGGGAAUUGUCCCUGCCUGCCUCUUGAGAGAGAAGCCAUUGACACCAUCUACAGGCACCAUGGAACUGCUUCAAGUGACCAUUCUUUUUCUUCUGCCCAGUCUUUGCAGCAGUGACGUCGACACAGGUCUUAUAAAUGCAAAUAUUUCUUCACCAAGUGUCACUACUACAAUAAAAACAUCUGCACAAACACCAAGCACAGAAUCAUUACAGAAUCCUGUUACCACACCAACAAUUGGAACAAUUCCUACAGGAACAACCAACAGCGAAUUACUUAAAAAGUCUCUGUUAACAGUUGCUUCAUUAACGACAAGUACAGAAGAAUUAAGAAUCACAACCACUGAUGGCAGGGAGAAUGAGUCCAUUAUUUCAAAUGUAGCAGUAACAAAUCUUGCACUUCCAAAUGCUGUUUCAACGUCACAAAGUUCCCAACACAAGACUGAGACUCAGAGUACAAUUAAAAUAAUGAAAAUACCAGGUAGCACUCUACAACCAGAUGCGUCACCUUCUAAAACUGGUACAUCACACUCGAUGCCAGCUACAAUUCCAGAAAGCACUUUACAGUCUCAAGGCACUGAGAAUGGAAAAAAUUCAAGUGCUUCAGCAGCCAGCCCGUCUUAUUCCAGUAUUAUUUUGCCAGUGGUUAUUGCUUUGAUUGUAAUAACACUUUCAGUAUUUGUUUUGGUGGGUUUGUACCGAGUGUGCUGGAAGUCAGACCCAGGCACAGCAGAAAAUGGAAAUGAUCAACCUCAGUCCGAUAAAGAGAGUGUGAAGCUUCUCACUGUUAAGACUAUUUCUCAUGAAUCUGGUGAGCACUCUGCACAAGGAAAAACCAAGAACUGACAGCUUGAGGAAACCUCCCCACACCUAGGCAAUAAUUACGCUUAAUCUUCAGCUUCUAUGCUCCAAGGGCGAAAAAGGAGAAAGUCCCGCAGAAUCAAUCUUGACUUCCAUACCUGCUGCUGGCCUGUACCAGUUGUCUAUCCCAGUAAAGUGAUGUCCAGCUCACUUGAAAGAAUUUGAUGGAAUCAAAAGAAGCCCUGGGACUUUCCUGUCCUCUGACAUUUAAAAAUUACAUUAUUCCAUUUAUAGGAGCAUUCCUAGGAAAAGGAAUUUUAGGAGGGUAAUUUGUGAGCAGUGAAUUGACAGCCCAGGAGGCAGGCUCACUGAGAGGCAUGCCUUUCCUUGAAGUUUAAAGUUUUCAGGGCCAAGAAUUUUUAUCCAUGAAGACUUUUCUUGGUUUUCUUAUAUUAACUACUGUUUGUAUUUAUUGUUUACUGCUAUGUUAAUGCAGGGAACAUUUGCAUGUAUAUUAUUAAAUAUUAGGUAGAAAUCAUACCAUGCUAUUUUGUACAUAUAAAUAUUUUAUUCCUGUUUUUGUGUGUUAUUUUAAUAAAUAAUUACUGUACUCAAUACACUAAAAAUACCACAACAUGACUGUGAAAAUGGCAGUGGUAUUGUCUUCCUGUAAUUAUGAAUAUUUUUGGAUGGAUUGUUAGAAUAUAUGAACUCACUAAUGAAACACAUCUGUAAUAAAUGAGAAAGGGACAUAGGAUUCAUGUAUCAGAGUCUGUUAGGGGGAUAGUGAUUUACCAAUUCUUUGGUCUUUCUAUUUGUCAUUCAUACUAUGAGAUGAAGAUGUAAGUAUAAAGGCAUUUAUAACACUAUACUGCAUUAAUUAAGAUAAUAAGAUCAUGAUUUUUCAUUAACUCAUUUGAUUGAUAUUAUCUCCAUGCAUUUUUUAUUUCUUUUAGUAAUGUAAUUACUUGUUCUAGCAAUCAUUGCUAAACCUCCAGUUUGUAGAAAACCAAGACUUUAUAAAUACAUAAUCAUGAUAUUAUUUUUCAGUGUAUCACUUCUCUAAAAAUACCAUAUGAUUAUAGCUGCCACUCCAUCAGGAGCAAAUUCUUCUGUUAAAAGCUAACAGAUCAAACAUGACCACUUUUUGACACGUGAGAUCAAAGUGUCAAGUUGGUUGAGAUUUUUUGGAAAGCUUUGGAACUGAUGAGCUGCUAGUGGCAGUUCUUUAACCUAUGAUUAUCCAAGCUGAUUUUGAUGCUAAAUUAUCUUAGUGAUCUGAGGGCAGUUUGGUGGAGAUAGAAUCUUGUAUUUAAAAUAGCUUUUUAAAACUUGUUUUGUGUAAUAUACUUGACAACUUCCAUCUUUACGAGUUAUAUAAUCAUCUCGAUUUUAGCUUCCUGAUGUUUGGACUAUUUCUAACCAAGGACACCAAGCAAGCAUAAGCAUAUCUAUAUUUCUUACUGGUGUCUUUUUGAGAUUGAUGGGAAGUAGAAAAAAAAAAACAAGAAAGGAAGAGAGGAGAGAAAAAGGCAAGGAUCUUCACUAUGUAUAUUUUCACUUUGAGCUGUUGUGCCCAUGCUUAAUUCUAACCUAGAAGUCUUUAAGUGGUGAGCCAGUGACUGGAGCAUGCCAAUCAGAGAGUAUUUGUUUUC